AUUCAAUUAAUAAUGUUAACUUAUAGGAAUGCAUGCCUAUACUAUGUCACCAGCAGACUAUCAGGAUCUUAUUGAUCGUGGUUGGCGACGCAGUGGCCAUUAUUGCUACAAACAAGAUAAUACAACAACAUGUUGUCCUUGUUAUACCAUCAAAUGCGAUGCUUUGGAAUUCAAAUUAUCUAAAUCCCAUAAAAAAGUACUUAAACGUAUGAAUCGUUUUCUACGUGAUGGCAAACGUGAUAAAAAUGAAGAAGGUCAGGGUACAAAUAAUGCAGAUAAAGAGACUAAAGAUAAUGACAAUGAAGAUGUGGGAGAUGAUGCUGGAGGUGGUGGUGGUAUUAGAGAAGAAGUGCAGGGACCUAAUGUCCCCCUAAAAGAUAUAAAUCUAGAGUUAUUUGCUAAAGCAAAUGGAGAACCAAACACUGUUAAGGAUAAUUAUAAAGAAAAGGAAAAAACUCCGGCUAAAGAUAUUGAAGAUAAAAAACAAACUAAUGAAGAAUCCUCAAGUGGCAGCAAGAAAUCUUUAGAAGGUGUUAAUCCUCCUUGCAAGAAAGCCAAACAAAUGCGUUUGGAACGUAAAAUGGCUAAGCAGGCUGCUAAAGGUUUACCCACAGAUUUGCCACCCAAAACACCACGUGAUCAAGAGAAAACUCUAAAUGAUUUAAUUAAUGAUGCCAGACCCGAUGAUAAACAUAAACUUAAGCUGGAAGUCAUACAUGUUAAGAGUGAACAAUUUCAUAAAACUUUGCCGCAAACUUAUGAACUCUAUAAGAAAUAUCAAACACUUAUACAUAAUGAUCCACCAGGCGGUGAAGAUGAUUAUUUAGUGUUUUUACAACGUUCACCAUUGCAGCUCUCUAAACCUGCUGAUGGUCCUCCCUCGGGAUAUGGUUCAUUUCAUCAACAGUACUGGCUAGAUGAUAAACUAAUUGCUGUUGCUGUCAUCGAUAUAUUACCCUAUUGUGUUAGUUCUGUUUAUUUCUUUUAUGAUCCAGAUUAUAAUUUCCUAUCACUGGGUACUUACAGCUCUUUAAGAGAAAUUGAAUUAGUUCAAAGACUUGCCAGUAUUGUACCCUCUCUUAAGUAUUAUUAUAUGGGUUUCUAUAUACAUUCCUGUCCCAAAAUGCGCUACAAGGGUAGAUUAUCAUCUUCAUAUUUAUUGUGUCCCGAAACCUAUACUUGGCAUUUGUUAACUGAUGAAAUACGCUCUAAAUUGGAUGCAAAUAAAUAUCAACGUUUUAACAAUGAUCUACAGGCCAAGGAUGCCAAUGAGUUUAAGAUUAGUGACAUAGAUUCAGUAUUAUUGUUAAUAAAUGCCAAGACAUACGUUAAAUAUCGUCAAUAUAAACAGAUUGCUGGCAAUGAAGAACGCGAAUCAAUUAUUGAGUACAGCCAACUGGUUGGCAAAGCUUUGGCACAUCGUAUGCUAUAUUUGAAAUUCUGAAGAGAAGGCGUUCUUUUUUUUUUGCUGAAGAAAAUUUUCGAAUUUUAUUUAUUUUGAGUUUCUCAUUAUCCAUGUUAAUAAUGUUUUAAAAUGUAUUAAGUAGUAGUGUUUCGCUUAAAAAGCUUUAACAUUUCAUUACCAUUUUGUUUCGUUUUUUUUUUUUAAAUCAAUGAUUUUCCUAUGGACUACAGAGAUGUAGACAUGGAAAGCGUUGAAUACAUUUUAUAAAAAUACCCUUUAGUAGUUAAAUAAAUAGUUAAAUGCUUUUAAGAUUUUAAUUUAAAUCUUGUGAUUUUAAAAAUGUAAAA
Messenger RNA from Lucilia sericata (common green bottle fly), 1752 nucleotides. RefSeq names its product arginyl-tRNA--protein transferase 1-like. NCBI's taxonomy places the organism in Eukaryota, Metazoa, Arthropoda, Insecta, Diptera, Calliphoridae. Bases 29 to 1444 code for a protein of 471 amino acids. The transcript is spliced from 8 exons. The record is from RefSeq and is a predicted model, not a curated record. Gene Ontology annotation, biological process: protein arginylation. Gene Ontology annotation, cellular component: cytoplasm. Gene Ontology annotation, molecular function: arginyl-tRNA--protein transferase activity.